This is a messenger RNA of Sphaeramia orbicularis (orbiculate cardinalfish), 1071 nucleotides long. Its product is annotated as gap junction delta-2 protein-like. The transcript has a single exon. Bases 1 to 1071 code for a protein of 356 amino acids. Gene Ontology annotation, biological process: cell-cell signaling. Lineage: Eukaryota; Metazoa; Chordata; Actinopteri; Kurtiformes; Apogonidae. Gene Ontology annotation, molecular function: gap junction channel activity. The record is from RefSeq and is a predicted model, not a curated record. Gene Ontology annotation, cellular component: connexin complex.
AUGGGAGAUUGGUCCAUCCUCGGCCGCUUCCUAACGGAGGUUCAAAACCAUUCCACAGUCAUUGGCAAAAUAUGGCUGACGAUGCUGCUUAUCUUUCGCAUCUUGCUCGUGGCUCUAGUGGGAGAUGCUGUCUACAGCGACGAGCAGUCCAAGUUCACCUGCAACACCCUGCAGCCUGGAUGCAGUAACGUCUGCUACGACACUUUCGCUCCUGUCUCACACCUGCGUUUUUGGGUGUUUCAGAUAGUUCUAGUGUCCACGCCAUCUAUUUUCUACAUCAUCUAUGUCUUACAGAAAAUCACCAAGAAUGAAAAUCUAGACAUUAAGAAAGAUGAAGUGGUGCGCAGGCCAUCUCUUGCACUUGAGAAAGAUAAAUAUAUUGGUGGGGAUAAGGAGGGAACACUGGAGGCUGACUGCAGGCCUGAUAAUAUUGAAGACUGGAGCUUGCAGGAGGGUGAGUUUGAUGAGAAGAACCACAUAGAGGAGGAAAUGGAAGAAGUGGAGAAAGACCCAACGCAUCUCUCCAACCAAGUACUGCUCAUCUACAUCAUACAUGUUAUGCUGCGAUCUGUCAUGGAGAUAAUCUUCCUUAUUGGCCAGUAUUACUUGUUUGGUUUCGAGGUCCCCCAUCUUUUCCGUUGUGAAACCUACCCUUGCCCCAACCGAACCGACUGCUUUGUAUCUCGGGCCACUGAAAAGACCAUCUUCCUCAACUUCAUGUUCAGCGUCAGCCUGGGGUGCUUCGUCUUGAACAUUGUGGAGCUGCAUUACCUCGGCUGGAUUUAUAUCUUCAGAGUGCUGUUUUCUGCGUGCUUCACGUGCUGUGGCUCAGAUAGGGACGCUGUACAGAGAGUGCAAUUAUAUUCAGACAACAACCCACUCCUGCUUGAACUCAAACAUUCUUUACGUGGAAGGGUCAUCCUACAGGCUGCUACGAGUGAGGCCCCAGUUAUACUGACAGACUCAACAGUACAGUGCUCUUCAAAAAGAAACCCAGAUGAAAAAGAGCACAACAAGGCUAGAUUGUACAAUGUGACCAAAAUAGGCAGAGGCAAAAAAUCAUGGCUGUAG